Messenger RNA from Struthio camelus australis, 2642 nucleotides. The record is from RefSeq and is a predicted model, not a curated record. NCBI's taxonomy places the organism in Eukaryota, Metazoa, Chordata, Aves, Struthioniformes, Struthionidae.
AUGACGAUUUCUGCCAGCAUCAGUCUCCAAGUGUUGAAUAUAAUUACUUCAGUGAACAAGAGGGCUAGAUAUAUUUCAGCUACAGAAAAUGACAGCAUGGUAGUUGUAGAAGGGAGUAUAAGGCAAGAUGCUACAGCUUCUCUUAUCCUGCUAUGGAAAGUGACGACAACUGGAUUUAAACAGUGUUCACUUAUAGAUGGCAGAAGUGUAACCCUCCUCCAGGCACUGGGUGGACUUGUUCUUUCUGAAGAAAUGCUUGCAUUAGGAAACAACUACUUUAUUGGUUUUUUGAAUGAUUCAGUUACUAAAUGUAUUGUGGCUUUACGCUUGACUGUGAUAGUGAAAGUCAGUACCUGCUUGCCUGUGGGAAGCGAUUCAGAUACUUUCCAGUGUUCGGGGAAAGGAAAAUGUAUCACACAACCAGAUGAGGCAACUUUUUUCUGUGACUGUGAGGAUGAGUAUCUGGGUGCUCUAUGUGAAGAAUUUGAUGCUUGUCAAAGGCAGCCCUGUCAGAACAAUGGAACCUGCACGGAUGUAAUACAGAAACAUGAUGGAAAAAAUUUCACAUGCAGUUGCCUGGCUGGUUACACUGGGGAGCUAUGCCAGUCGGAGAUUGAUCAUUGCAUCCAGCAGCCAUGCCAAAAUGGAGGCACCUGCUCAUCCAGUAUCAAUGGAUUCAGUUGUCAGUGUCCAGAAGGGUUUUUAGGAACCUCUUGUGAAGACAAAAUAGACCCCUGUGCUUCAUCUCCGUGCCAAAACAAUGGAACCUGUUAUGCAGAUAGACUGGCUUUCUCCUGCAGUUGUAGUCCUGGAUUUACGGGACCUGUGUGUGCUCAGCUGAUUGACUUCUGCGCUCUGAAUCCUUGCGCACACGGCAUUUGUCGCAGUGUUGGAACCAGUUACAAAUGCCUCUGUAUCCCUGGCUACCAUGGCCUUUACUGUGAAGAGGAAUAUAAUGAAUGCCUUUCUGCACCCUGCCAGAAUGGAGCCACCUGCAGAGACCUUGUCAAUAGCUAUGACUGUGUGUGCCUUGCUGAAUAUGAAGGAAGGCACUGUGAAUUGUACAAAGAUCCUUGUGUUAACAUCAACUGUCAGAAUGGUGGCACCUGUGACAGUGAAGGUCUAAAUGCUACUUGUAUUUGUUCACCUGGAUAUACAGGUGAAGAGUGUGAAAUUGAUAUAAAUGACUGUGACAGCAACCCAUGUCACCAUGCUGGAACUUGCAUAGAUCAGCCCAAUGGUUAUACCUGCCACUGUCCACAUGGGUGGGUUGGCGCAAACUGCGAAAUACAUCUGCAGUGGAAGUCUGGGCAUAUGGCAGAGAGUCUAACAAAUAUGCCUCGUCACUCCCUCUACAUCAUAAUUGGGGCACUUUGUGUCGCGUUUGUCCUGAUGCUGAUCAUCCUGAUUGUGGGAAUAUGUCGCAUCAGCCGCAUUGAGUAUCAAGGCUCUUCCAGGCCAGCCUAUGAAGAAUUUUACAACUGUAGAAGCAUUGACAGUGAAUUCAGUAGUGCAAUUGCUUCUAUCCGACAUGCCAGGUUUGGCAAGAAAUCCCGACCUGCAAUGUAUGAUGCAACUCCCAUUGCUUAUGAAGAUUACAGCCCAGAUGACAAACCUUUGGUUACACUGAUUAAAACAAAAGAUUUGUAAUCUAGUGUAUCUUUUUGGGGUUAUUUUUCAAAAGGAUGGGCUACUAACCUAAUUUAAAUAUUUUUAAGAAGAAAGCAUAAGCAAUUUAAAAUGUUAGAUGCUUCAGAAUUUUCUGUAGAAUAUUUAAGAACCAGUUUUCUGCAGCUUUUAGUUUGGAAGAAUAUUUUAAAAGACAAUUCGUGAACUUCAUGGAUUACAUUUUAAUGUACCUUGAGCUCUGUAAACUAUAAGCUUAUGAUAGUGUGUGCUUUUUUUCUUGGUAGACACUAUUACUAAACCCAGAUGAGUUUCUUGUGGUUGUUACAGAACAGAAAAUAAUUAAUGAAGAGUUCCUUAUGACAUGUCAGUGCCAGCUUUCUCAGUAGAGGUAGGAAAAAUGUGAAGCAUAAUAUGAUACAUAAUAUAUCCAUUAAUUAAAAAGAAGUCUAAAAUGUUUGUGUUGUGAAAAAGAAACUAGUAAAAUUUAUUAUUCCUAAUCUGAAUGAAUUAGCUUUUGCCUUACUCCAUGCAUGGAUAGAUAAUUUAUUUCUGCAUUGUUUCCUGAAAGUUGCUGAAACAUACUUUUGAGUUGAUGUUUGACAUUUUUGUAAUGGUAUUUAGGCUAAGCCUUGUAUAAUAAUUAAAGUGCCUCUUGAGGCGAAGUAAGGGCAUGAUCCGCUACACAUAGACAUCAGUGAGAAAACUUCCACUGACUGCAGUGUACAUGGGAUUGGAUCCUACAAUUGGACCGAAUCUAUAUUUUUCUUUAAAGGUUACAGGUUUUUUUUUUUAUAUUGUGCGUAAACUAAGCAUAUAGUUUGAGUUGUUUGUUUCCCAAAGGUUGUUAAUGUACAGUGUCGUUUCAUUAAAUAUUGUGUAUUUCUCAUAGUGCUUCUUAUUUAUGAUCAGUAUGGGUUUUUCUUUUUGUGGCUGUAUUUGAUCGUUUAUCGGCUUCUUAAAAUUCUCGCUUAUUUCAAAAAAUAUUUAAUAAAUGUUAUCAAGUGAAGAUUGCA